AAACGCAUUUGAAGAAAAUUUUGGAGGAAGGCUGCACUGGUGGUUGGAUAUCCGAGAAAAUGAGGGAUGCGAUGUACGUGGAAUAUCCGCUUUGGCCUAUAGUGAAAACGGACAGAGAAUUGACUGCGGUAAACUCAAAAAGGAUUCGGUUUGGCCAUAGGAGAAACAAGAACCUUAAGGAGCUACUGUCAUCCGCAGAUCCGGUAAAUAAAUAUGAUAACAAUCAGAGGGGUGUACAAAAAAUGGGCUCAUUUCAAUGUGGUAACUGCGUAAUGUGUAAUACACUGAUUCUGGGGAAAACAUUUUUCCACCCACACACUGGGAAGCCAUAUGAUAUAAAGCACAGACUUACCUGCACAUCCCGAAAUGUGAUUUAUAUAAUUAAAUGCCCCUGCGGUCUUAUAUACUGCGGGAAGACUAAUAGACAAUUACGUGAAAGGAUUAGUAUGCAUCGUUCAACAAUCCGGGCAGCAUUGGAACCUAAACCAAAGAAAAAUGUCAAACAGGAUAUAUCUAAACAACCAGUAGCCCAACACUGGCUACAAGCUAAACAUCCUGCCUCUUCUUUUAAAUGUAUGCCUAUCGACUGUAUCCAGGAUACCCCAAGAGGAGGGAACACAGACCGUAUGUUGCUCCAGAGGGAGGCAUUCUGGACAUAUGAACUGGACUGCGUGGCUCCAAGGGGCCUAAAUACGGCAUUGCAGUUAAAUUGUUUUGUAGCCACAGGAUAAGUAGAUAGACUAUAGUAAUUGAUCAGUAUGGCUUAUAUACUCCGUGGACAUGUUCAUAUAAUCAUAUAUUAUGGAUCAGUUGGAUUGGAGACAUAUAGUGAAAUAUAAAAAUAUAAAAAUAUAAAAGUAAAGUAAACUAAAUCAAAU
Molecule: messenger RNA, 878 nt
Organism: Xenopus laevis (African clawed frog)
Lineage: Eukaryota; Metazoa; Chordata; Amphibia; Anura; Pipidae
Exons: 2
Coding region: 60-731 (223 amino acids)
Source: RefSeq, a predicted model, not a curated record